AUGUUCAACAGAAAGUUCACAAUUCAAGCCAACUUCUUUGGUGUUGACACGUAUGGACCAGAAGAGAUGGAAAAGUUCACAAAGGAGGAAAAGUUUAUGGCAUCGAACUUGAAGACCGUAUCGUUGAUAGUAUUCCAAGUCAGAGCUGAGAGAAAGGCUUGGUGGAGUGAUGAAGAUAUCCUCAGAUACGAAACUGACAUUCCCAAAUACUUUAAAAGGUAAGGCACUUUGUAAAUUGGUUGAAUGAUGUUAUUCUUUAUCGUUUAUGUUGUUAAAGCUUAAAUUUUAGUGAAUUUAACUCAUCGUUGAUAAAGGUACUUGCAAUGUCACCAAGUUAUGUCGGGAAGGAAGUCGAGCGUGCUGGAAUGAGUUUACAACCUUUGAUUGCUGUCGGAUUUGUGAUCAUGACGUCUUUUACUAUUGUCACUACUAUAAUGUCAUCACUCUUUGUUCAACAGUUCACGUGGAAUAAGGUCGGUUAUUAAUUUUUUUGGGCAUCAAGAGAUUUUUGACGUCUUUUUAAGUAUUACAGUAUUUACAAUGGCUUUCUAGAUAACAUUGGCAAUAGCAGCAUGUGUGGUACCACUUAUGUCAGUUUCCACCGCUUUUGGUAUUCUGUUCUCUUUGGGAGUAAGGUUUGGACCUAUUUUGGCAGUAACGCCAUUAUUGAUUCUGGCUAUCGGUAAGUUCGAAGUUUUGGUAAAAUACGAUUUGCUGAAUUAUAGAAUGGUGUGUCUUUAGAAAUACUAACGGUUUCCACUGAAUGUAGACUAUUUUUUUUUACUUCUGAUUAUUGUUUGUUGUUAUUUUAGGUGUUGAUGAUUCUUUUUUGAUGUUGCAUGCUUGGCAAAGAGUAGUCAGUCGAGUUAGGGAGCGAACGGCUGUCACUAACGACAGUAUUGAAAAGAGGAUCAGUAUGGUAAGCGUAAAUCUAAAAAAUUUUUAAUUUUAUUGCUUAUAUUGUUAAAAGAUUACGAUUGUGAGAUAUUGAUACAGUACUCUCUCUAUAUAAACAACCAGAAGGGACCGAUAUUUUGUGUUUACUAUAAGGGGUGUCGUUUUUACAGAGAGACUUUUUAGGGCAAAUUGGCUUGGAAAUUAUACAGAUGGUUCACUACAUAGAGAGAACACUGUACUGACUGUCAGAUUUUCAGGUAUGUGCAGAGACUGGAGCUUCAAUAACAUUGAGUGCAAUUACCAACAUUCUUGCUUUUACCGUCGGGGCUGUCACUUCACCGCCCGAGAUUCAGUUGUUCUCGAUUGUCAAUGCUUUUGCCUUGUUUGUCGAUACCUUCUACUCGUUUACCUUGUAUGCGGCUAUAAUGGCAGUUUGUGGUAAAAUCGAAAUGCAACAAGAAAACAACGAAUUUGAAGCUGUCUCCAAGAAGCGGCAGAAGAUCAAGGAUACGUUUUACUCGGUUAUUGACUGGUAUAUCAGUGUGUUGGGGAAGCUUCCAGUUAUUGUUGUUGUGUUAACAAUGCUGGUUGGAUAUUGGGGAGCUAGUGCUUAUGUAAGUUCUUGUUUUCUAUGUAUGUAUAUUAAAAUGUCAUAAUUUUUUAUAUAAAGGGUUGUUUUGGAAUUUUUAUGUUUUAAACUACAGUAUGCAAAUUUGUGGAUAUUAUGGUUUAUUUCGAUAAUUUAGGGAGCACUUAAUAUGGGAAUUGAUCUCAGCUCGGAAAAGUUUUUCUUGAAGGAUUCUGAUCUUCUUGAGGUAUGUUAAAAUUUUUAAAAGUUGAAUUUAUACUAAUUACAUUUUAAAAUUAACUGUUCUAAUAUGUUUAUUAUAACAUUUUCUUCUUUAGGCAGAUAAAUUAAAACAACGCUAUGUAAUUCCUCAUUUUACUGCACCCGCCAUCUUUGUCAAUAAUCCUGGCAACUUGAGUAAUGUCGACCGUGUGAAUCGACUGGAAGCCUUGGUCAAACAUAUUGAAACAAUGCCUGAGGCCAUUGGAGAAGAUUCUACAAAGUUCUUUAUCAGAGAUUACGCUGAUUAUGUAGCAGCCUUCAGUGAUCCGGACUUCUUUGAAGAAUCUCACGAGAAUCUGGUGAAAGAUGAGGAAAGUGGUUGGAGGCUGGACGAUGAGAUGUUGGACAACUUCUUGGCUUGGCCUGAAUAUAACUUUUGGGGAGGAUUUAUGAAGAGGGAGGCAAAUGCAAGCGAUGGAAAGAUAAUUCAAAAGUUCUUUUUUACAACUGGCUUUCAUGGCGAACGCCUAAGGCACUGGACACAACGACAUUCACUUCUGGACGAUUGGAGAAGCACAGUCAACGAAUUUCCGUAUGAUUUGAAGAUUUAACAAAGCUGUCAAUACAAGUUUUGAUAUUUUUUUAAGUUACUGUACUCAAGAUUCAUCUGUGCAGCUUCAAAUUUUUAUAUAAAUUUAUCUGAAAGAAUCUACUGUAUUACUUUAAUAAUUUCAGGGAAUUCAAUGCUACUAUCUUCUAUGACGAAGCUUUGUUCUUGGAUCUGGUGGAUGUGUUACCAUCUUGUACAUGGCAGAGUGUCACAGCUACAUUAAUAUGCAUGGCUUUGGUUUGCUUUAUCUUCUUUGUGGAUGCGUUUACUGUAUCUAUGGCUACUUUGGCUAUUUUAUCUAUUUGUUUAGGUACGCGAUUUUUAUUGACUUAUAUGCUGUUUUACCUUAUUAUAUGGUUUUGGGUUUUUUAGGUAUACUUCUUGUUUGCUAGCCGUAUUUUUAAAGUCAAAGGGAUGUUGACAUGUUUUACUUUUAGGUGAAAUUGGCUUCUUACACUUUUAUGGGAUUACAUUGGAUCCUAUCUUGAUGGCCGCCUUGAUUAUGUCAAUCGGAUUUUCUAUUGAUAUACCGUGUCAUAUAUGUCAUCAUUACUACAAAACAAGUGAGUUAUAACUUUGAGUGUAAUAUAAUGAUAUUUAUAGUACUAUAUAGCUAUGAUCUACUAUUGAUUUGACUUUACAGAGUUUGAAGAAAAGAUAUACGACAACGAACAGACAGAAGUUUACAAUCGCCUGAAACAUACCUUAGGUGCUGUAGGCUUCCCAGUAAUGCAAGCUGGUAUAUCAACUAAUCUUUGUGUGUUAUGUCUACUGGUUAUUCCUAUAUACAUGGGUGAAGUGUUCGUGCUAUGUAUGUUACUGUGCAUUACCCUUGGAAUCCUGCAUGGCAUCUUGAUACUACCGGUCGUAUUUCAUUUGCAAGCUAAAGUCAAUGCAUGGAGGAAGAAAAAGUAG
Molecule: messenger RNA, 3212 nt
Organism: Bursaphelenchus okinawaensis
Lineage: Eukaryota; Metazoa; Nematoda; Chromadorea; Rhabditida; Aphelenchoididae
Source: the annotation of a GenBank genome assembly